AUGUUCCAGAACCACAACCAGAACCAGAACCACAUCCAGAAUCACACCCAGAACUGGAACCACAAGCACAACCAGAAUGUGAACCACCACCAGAAUCACAUCCAGAAACAGAUCCAGUUGGACUUGGUUAUGUACGUCCCUGCUAAAGGUGAGACGGUCAUCGGCAUCGUCACUGUAAAGUCAGGAGAUGUCUUCAAGGUGGACUUCGGGGGAAGUGAACAGGCAUCUCUGUCCUACCUGGCGUUUGAAGGAGCCACUAAGAGGAACAGACCCAACGUCCAGGUGGGGGACCUUGUCUUCGCUCAGUUCAUUGUAGCCAAUAAGGACAUGGAGCCGGAGCUGGCGUGUAUCGGCAGCUCGGGACGAGCCAAUGGGAUGGGAGUGUUUGGAGGGGGCGGGCUGUUGUUCAGAGUCUCUCUGGGACUCAUCAGAAGGCUGCUGUCCCCCCACAGCGAAGUGCGGUCCGACCUGGAGCAGCUCUUCCCCUGUGAGCUCGUGGUCGGAAUGAAUGGUCGUCUUUGGGUCAGAUCCUCCAGCGUCCAUCAGACCCUUGUCAUCGCAAACCUGCUGCAGAGCUGCGAGACCAUGACGCCGCUGCAGAGACGGGAGCUGUUCAUGAGGGUCAAACAGGGGGCGCUGUAGACCACGUCACACCAGGUCUGAUCCUCCUGUGGAGGUUGUGAUGUCAUUGUUUAUUCCAGGACCCUGUGAUAUCUCCACUGCGGUUUAAAGGAACAGUCCAUGUAUUUUUAUAAUUUUGUGAAAUGAAUAAAGUGAAUCAAUCUGCA
Paralichthys olivaceus (Japanese flounder) is the source of this 788-nucleotide messenger RNA. Lineage: Eukaryota; Metazoa; Chordata; Actinopteri; Pleuronectiformes; Paralichthyidae. The record is from RefSeq and is a predicted model, not a curated record.